AUGUCAGUUGCUAUUAUAACAGGUGCCAGUUCCGGUAUUGGAAGAGCUACUGCCCUCCUCUUUGCACGAAACUCAUACAAACUUCUUCUGACGGGACGAAAUGAAAAUGCAUUGAAUGAAGUUGCGAAGGAAUGCAUUUCCAUGGGAUCAACUUCUAACGAUAUAGCUACCUAUGCUGCUGAUCUCUCUUUGCCGGAAUCUCCCAACUCUAUAGUCGAAGCAACGUUGGGGAAAUUCAAUAGAGUGGAUACUUUAGUGAAUUCAGCUGGGAUUUUGAAAGGGGGUGCAGUUAUUGAUAGUGACAUCAAAAUCUACGAUGACUUGUUCGAUGUUAACGUACGCAGUCUUGUUCGUUUGACCAAAGCCUCUUUACCUCAUAUCAUGGAAACAAAGGGUACUGUUGUAAAUGUGAGCAGCAUUAAUGGUCCAUGCCCUUUUCCGAACGUCACGUAUUAUUGUAUGUCGAAAAGUGCUGUUGAUCAGUUCACUAAGUGUUUGGCUCUGGAGAUGGCUCCUCAUGGCGUUCGUGUGAACGCAGUUAACCCUGGAGUCACCAUAACCAACUUGCAUAGACGUGCUGGCCAGGAUGAACAAACUUAUGCUGCUUUUCUGGAGAAGAGCAAAACGACUCAUGCCUUGGGACGACCAGGAAACGUUUCAGAAGUAGCUGAAGCUAUUCUUUUUCUAGCGUCGAACAAAAGCACUUUCACAACUGGUCAACUACUCCGAGUAGAUGGUGGUCGCGGAAUCAUGCAUCCACGUUAG
Molecule: messenger RNA, 765 nt
Organism: Auanema sp. JU1783
Lineage: Eukaryota; Metazoa; Nematoda; Chromadorea; Rhabditida; Rhabditidae
Source: the annotation of a GenBank genome assembly